Molecule: messenger RNA, 1901 nt
Organism: Frankliniella occidentalis (western flower thrips)
Lineage: Eukaryota; Metazoa; Arthropoda; Insecta; Thysanoptera; Thripidae
Product: plexin-A1
Exons: 3
Coding region: 676-1812 (378 amino acids)
Biological process (GO): motor neuron axon guidance; sensory neuron axon guidance; regulation of GTPase activity
Cellular component (GO): semaphorin receptor complex
Molecular function (GO): semaphorin receptor activity; protein binding
Source: RefSeq, a predicted model, not a curated record
GGACCCGCCGCAGUGCUUGGCUGUGGUCCGCCGCGGAUGGAGGGCCACGCCGGUCUGUUUAUAGGAUUUUGUCGCGAACGAACUGCCAGACGUGUGUCAAAUUUAACUUUUAACGCCGCCCACGCCCACCUGGGCCGCCGCGAUUCCGCCCAACAUCUCGGAUUACGACCCUCUGGCCGCGUUUGACUCUUGCCGCCACCCUGAGGCGGUGUUUUGUAGUUUUGGACGUUGUGACGGGUGGAUGUUGUGUGAUUUUGAGGUUAGGAAUGUUUACCGCGGACUUGAACAUCGUGCUCUCUGUGAAAGAGAAGUAAUUGUGUGCUAGUGAUCAUCCUUGGAUAACGAAUUUCGUACGGAAAACGUGUGAUCAGUGAGCCAAGGUUGUGCUUAAGCCGCCUUUAAGGCCCUUUCCUCUGUGCGUCGCUGGUGGAUUAACAGCCCGUGAGGAAUAUUCGUGCAAAAGUGAAGUGCUUAACGUCGUGACUGUGCAAGAAGUAGUAGUUACCCAGGAUUUUAACUACCUACAUUUUGUGCACCAGCGAUUUUGUGUGAAGUGUCUGUGUGUUGUGCUUAAACCAGUGCCGGUUGUGAAACAAACCCCAAUAUUGGAUUUCUUUUCCCUCACGUCGCUGUGUACUGGAUACUUUUAAAUUUGGAAGCGCUAUGACGUGAGCGAUGGCUGCGAUGGCGGUGCUGGUGGCGCUCUGCGCGCUGCUCCUGUUGCACCACCCGACCGUCGGAGAUGACAUCCUGGUCAAGACGUUCUCGGACCAGGGCACGGAGCGGUUCAACCACCUGGUCGUGGACAAGAACACGGGCCGCGUGUUCAUCGGCGCCGUGAACAAGCUCUACCAACUGUCGCCCGACCUGGACCUGGUGAUCGCCGAGACCACCGGGCCCAAGGAUGACCACCCGGACUGCUCAGUGCUGCUGGACUGCCCGGCCAACAUCGUGGUGAAGGCGACCGACAACGUGAACAAGGCCCUGGUGAUCGACUACACGACGACGCGCCUCAUCUCGUGCGGCUCCGUGUACCAGGGCAUCUGCCAUGUGCGCAACCUGCACAACAUCUCGGACGUGUCGCAGAUCGUCAAGGAGGCCGUCGUGGCCAACAACGCGACGGCGUCCACCGUGGCCUUCAUCGCACCCGGGCCGCCCAACCCGCCCGUGUCGCAGGUCAUGUACGUCGGCGUCACGUACACGGGCAACUCGCCGUACCGGUCCGAGCUGCCCGCCGUCAGCUCGCGCUCGCUGGACGCCAACAACAUGUUCUCGAUCGCGGAGACGGCCGUCACCACGGGCACCCGCCAGUUCCUCAACUCGCUGGCGCGCGAGCGCUACCCGAUCCACUACGUGUACGGCUUCGCCAGCGAGGGCUUCUCGUACUUCAUGACGGUGCAGAUGAAGAACACGUCGCCGUCGCCCUUCAUCUCCAAGCUGGUGCGGGUGUGCCACGACGACGAGAACUACUACUCGUACACGGAGAUCCCCAUCGAGUGCGAGCUCGCCAACUCGGCCGGCAAGAAGUACAACCUGGUGCAGGCCGCCUACGUGGGCAAGCCCGGCUCGGACCUGGCCGGCGACCUGGGCAUCACGGCCCAGGACGACGUGCUGUACGCCGUGUUCUCAGAGAGCGACACGAGCGAAGGCGAGAACUCCAUCAAACCUUCGUCCAGCUCGGCGCUGUGCGUGUACUCGCUCAAGAGCAUCCGCAGGAAGUUCAUGCAGAACAUCAAGAGCUGCUUCUCCGGCAACGGCACCCGCGGCCUGGACUUCAUCUCCCCCAGCCACCCCUGCGUCCUCACGGUAUGACAUCUUUCCCAUGUACCACGGUCCACCAACAAGCAAGAUGUCGUCGGAUAAGUAACUCUCAUACUGAUACAAAAGAAACACAGUAAAUG